Amoebophrya sp. A120 is the source of this 6172-nucleotide messenger RNA. The record is from the annotation of a GenBank genome assembly. Lineage: Eukaryota; Dinophyceae; Syndiniales; Amoebophryaceae.
CUCUUGCCUGACAUAUUUUAUUGUGUCGGUAUCCAUUUGGACAAGAUUUGGAUUUCGAUUCCGAACUAUUCCUUCUUUUGUCCCGAAAACAAAAAUCGAUCCAGCUUUCCAUCCUGCGACUUCAAUCCUCCCACAGCCAACAGAUGCCUCCAGUGCCUUGCAACAAGUAAAAGUUGAAGAAUUGCCCGCAAAAGACGUCGUAUUAGAGCCUGUUAAAGACGUAGACGCAUUGUAGCUGUACCGUUUGCACAAUUAUCCAUUUCUUGGUACGUACGAAGACCAAUUAAAAACUUACCACUUCUAAUUCAAAGAAAACUGCUAUCUCUACUUGCACAAGAUUUGCAAUUACUGCUCUAGCGAUACUCGACUAAUCAGCGUCUAGAACUACUUCUGUUCAAAACUACAACUAAAUCAUUGAUUUUUAAGUACCACAGAAAGCGAAUAAAGCGGUGCUGCCUUACAAUUGCAUCACAGUUCUCGUCUUUGCAUCAUCACAAACUGCGUAAAAUAAAAGCGCAAUAACUUCUACAGUGUUGUGCAAAAAUCAAAAAACAAUCGAAAAUGAUUUCCCGUUGUUCCUACGUGAAGGCCGUCGUGCUAUCCGUGCUCUGUGUUCGCAACGAGUUUGAUAUUUACCAGAAUGUCGCUGCGUUGCAAGCGGGCCGUGGUGUUCGUCCUGGCGCGGCCAGCAGAUCCGUUACGCCCACUCCGGCAAAGCGCUCCCCGUUAGCGCCGAAGAGUCCGCCGCAGGCGAAGGCGGGACAAGAACACCAAGAACUUGUUCAGGUCGGAGGGGCAUCUUCUGCCGCUGCUUCCCCCCUUUCCUCGCCGGCGGCCAGGAAAAGAAACCGGCGGAAGGGGAAGGCCUCGACGUCGCGGCCACGCUCCACCAGCAGCAGUAGACGGCGGGCCGCCGAGGUUGCAGUUGUUCCGGGUGAUGAGAACGCGGACGCUAUUUACACGAGCAGCAAAACAAUGUCUAUUGCGCAAGAACCGGGUGAUCAUCCUGUACUACAAAAGCAGGAUCAGCAUCAAAAAGACAAGCUGGUCAUCCGUACUCUUGGCGGGGAACUGGCCACUUUCGUUGUCAGCCCGGAUCCGCUGGACCAAGAAAAUAACCGCGAAACAUCAAGACCUGGAGCUUCAUUCUGGUAUGACAGACGUGACGGUCGUCGGGGUGGGCCGCGACGCGGAACAAAGGGCAGCAAGAUCACGAACAAAAAAAUCACCGACACUGAUAAAAAUUUCGUCAAGAUCCACACGGUGCAAGAGAUGUUUUUCUACUUCAACAACCUGAAUUCCCAGCGUCUUUCCGGGAAGGAAAACCCCCUGCGCUUUGCCCAGGAAUCCGAGUUCUUGUUGAGUGGGACCUUGGUGAGACUUUCUGCGGCGUCCGGACUCGGGCCAGGACAACAUGUCAGUGCGUUGAUCACGGAAUGGAAACAACUUUACCCACAGUUGUUCACCCCAGACUCAUUCUACGGGAAAACGGGAAAAAUUGAGCUCACACUGGUCAAGAAGCAGACGGCGGUGGAGAAAUUUCUGGAAACGGUGGUCAAAAACGUGUUGGAGAACAAAGAAACAACGACUAAAAAUAUCCUGGAAAACUUAGUCGACCGAGUGCACAACAAGAAAGACACGUUAGAAUCGUCCAGCGCGUUUUCCGGGGACUCUUUUGACUUUUUCCACACGGAUUUCCUGAAAUUGAACGGGCAAGCGCAACUGAUCCCGCACCUCCACCCUUCCAAAGUUGCGGUUUUGGAGGACGCGGUAAAGUUGAGCAGCCGGUUAACGCAGAGCGUAAAUGCGGUGCCUUUAGAGCAGGAUGUGGAGGUAACCGAGUACUUAGACGACGACCUUCAGCAAUUGGACAAAAUCGUCGAAGAAACCCCCGACAUCCAAGAUUCCCUGUCCGUCGCCCUCUCCCUUUACGAAGCCGAGGAGUUGGAAACACACGCGGGUCCGGACCAGGUCCCGGCGUUCGAGGACUUUCUCGCGGGUGUGGGCGCGGAUCAGCAGCUCCGGCGCGAGGAGCAAGAAGAAAUGGAGCUUGCGAACCACGAACUGCAAGUCUCCGCCUUUCAGGCUUGGAUUUUCGAAAAGCGGGAGAAAUACGCGUAUCCGAUGCUGAAAAAUUUCCUCGAACUCCUGCUCUUCGCCCUGCGCGCCGGAAGUCCGGUCCGGGUGGAGUUGAAGCACUACAUCCGGAGUUUGGUCAACGCAAACUUAUCCAAGGAUCUGAUGAAUCAAGAUGGUAAAAAUUUGGAAGCGGCAUUGGCAAAGCAGAACCUGGUGCCCGCUUUGACCGCAGAAAUCGAGUUGUUGAUCGUCCGCUGGGUGUUGCAGCAAGCCGCGAAGUUUCUUGGGCGGGUUUGCGACGCUACCAUGGAGCAUUUGAAGCUGAACGCGGAGACGAAUGAUCUUUGGUGGCACGAAAACACGGUAAGUGGGGACCUCAUGCCGAUGCACCAGCAGAUCCAGUGGCGGUCGCUGGCGGGCUACUUGCCCGCAGAUCACAUGAUCCACGCGGUUCACCACCUGGAUCCUGUGAAUCCGAAUGUGAUGAAUCCCGACCGCGCGGCGCAUGUGACCGCGUGGAACGAAUUGGUCAAGAGAAGUUUCGGAAAGGUGCAAAACAUAUGCAUUGCAAAAGUAUCGUAUUCGUAUAAUUGCAUAUACAAAUUUCCUCAGCAUGAGAAAUAAAGUUUGUAAUGCGGAUUUAGCUUGAGAAAAAGAUUUGUAAUGCAUGUUUGCAAUUACUACGAGUGCGAUGCUUUUGCACAGGAUAAAGCAUGGUCUGGGUUCUGGACAAAUUGUUCGAAACGAUGCAGUCCAUGGAAUUCGUCCAAGCCGAUCAUGAGUUUGCCGCGAAUAUCCAGAGGAGAAACGUCACCACCCCAGACGAGUCAAGAUGGGAACUUAGCAACACAAAUCAGCAUGGUUUUGCUGCUGCGCAUGACAAGUCUGGGUCUCUAGUGUACAACUCGUGGUUGGCUAGUAGUGAUGAAUUAUCCGCAUCGCAAACCUAGCUCCUCAUCCUGGCUAGAGCAUGACAAAGUCCCGGUGAGCAUGAGAAAGUGCUGCUCUUGGGGUUGCGCAUGAGAAACAUGGUAGGCAUGCAGAUUUGCAUGACAAAUCUGGGGUGGGGACGUUUUUACAUGGGAUAGCGAACAUCGCACUGAUCGGAGGAGAACAAAUGGUGGAACGCCAGAUCGCGCAGCAAAACCAGCGGCACCCCCGGCUUCCAAUCGAAACCGAGCAGGAACUGUUGCGGCGGAACGCGGAUUUCAACGAGGACGCUUGGGAUGUGGAGAAGACGGUCUUGCUCGGCCAGUUCAUCGGGUUUAUGCAUUGCAAAUAUGUCUGGGUCUGGAAGGUUGGAACUUGUGCUGCUAACUUUGGACUCUAAAAAAAUCUGUAUUGCAUGACCAAAAAGAGGAGCCCACUUUGUGCUACGCGCGGAGGGCAUUUGUCAUGUGGGAUAGGCAUCAGGAAGGGUUCUGAAAAUCUGUGAUGGUAGAGCAUACAUCACAAACAAUCCUGGGUCAUGGAAAAUAUGCAUGACAAACCUGGUAACCUUCACCAGACCCAGACAUUUUUGCAUUUGAUAGGGUUUCUGCUGUUAGAUGAAAACCGGUUCGAGUCCUGCUAUAAUGUAACCGAGGGUGCCAUGCGGGCGCACUUCACCUAUCAACUGCAAAAAUGUCUGGGUCUGGAAGGUCACAACUUGUGAUGCUGUCUGUGGAUUCUAUAAAAAAUUUGUAUUGCAGGACCAGCAAGAGGGGUACAAUUUGUGCUACACGGAUAGGGCAUUUCUCAUGCGGUAGAGGUAUCACAAAGUAGCCCUCUAAAAGUCUGCGAUGCUACGUCAUGCAUUACAGGCAUCAUGGGUCAUGAGAAAUAUGCAUGACAAAUCUUGCAUUCUUCCAGACCCAGACAUUUUUGCAUUCGAUAUCACCGGCGUGGGCCGCGGCGUUGGCCGUGUUGGCCCGAUGGUGAACCACGACACAAGCUUUCACGUCACCAUCGCGAAUAUGCUGCAUCAUUUGCAGUAUGCAUUGCAAACGUAAUCGUACUAGUAGUAAUCGCAUUACAAAUUGGCUCAGCAUAACAAAUGGAAUUUUUUGGCAUGCUGUUUUGUCUUCGGAUGGAGAUUUGUAAUGCAUGACUGCGAUUACUACGAGUGCGAUACUUUUGCAAUGCAUAUGCAACGGGCCUCCCAGCUUUCCAUGCACUACCGAGGCUUCCGCCCGGGACCGCAGAUUGGCGACAAUCUCGGUGGGGUGGUGCUGUCCCCCUUGAAGUAUCAGAAGGAAAAAUCCACCCUCCCCACAUCGAAACAAAAUUUCUGAUGCUGGAUUUGCGUACACAAAUCAGAUUUGUCUUGCAGGAGAGGACUGCAGGCCCAUAUCGUGCCGGAGUCGAGAGGUUUUGGCCUAGGCACUUAGCAUGAGGAACGUCUAUGCCGUAGGCCCAACAGCAUUACAAACCGCCUGCAGAAUGGGGCGGCGCCUGUGGCUCUGCUUUCUUGCAUUACAGAUGCGAUUUGUGGUCACAAAUCAGCAUGGCAAAUUUUCUGAGGUGUGCCUUAUCGAUAUGGGGAGGGGGGAUUUUUCCUUACGAUAUGAAGGUCGCGGCCUUCUACAGCUCUUACAUGCUGGAGGCGAGCGGCAUGUCCAGGAAAGUGGAGCGACUGUGGCAAAUGGGAGAACGAAAUUACUACCGAUCCGGCCGACUUGGCGCCCGGUUCACCGAAAAUGCUUUUCACAAAAACCCAAUGUUCCGGGAAAUCAUCCUGCUCGACCUUCCCAGCCUCUUAUCAAACAGUGCGGGGCCAGUGCUGUACGAUUCAUUGGGCCUGCAGUUUGUUCAUUUGCUCGACGAUUUGAGUAUUCCAACAGUGGUUCAAAAUUUCAACGAGACCCCCCUCGGGCAGAUCUGCCCCAUGGAGAAGAAAAUUCUGCUGAUGCAGCUGAAGACGGGAGACUUUUCUCAUCAGUGGCCCACCGGAGUGGAGAUUGGACCGCACGACCAGCAGAGCCAGUUGCCACUUCUGAAGGCCUUCCAGCGCACGUUUUUCGCCGUCGCGCUGCGGGAUUUGCUGUGGCUACACCGGGAUCAUGAGGUUCGGAAUCAGGCCUUUUUACAAUAUCACGACAGUCCCCACGCCAUCACCGUGCACGACCACUACGAUCCCAUCCCAGCGGAUAAACAGCAACACAUGCAAGUGCUGCUCGGCCCAAUGGCGGCGCAGGACGCAGUCUUCCGGCAACAGCUGCACAAGCUUUUUCCCCACAUUUCGGGAGAAGAAUUCGUCAACCACAAUCAGGUGAUCACCGUGCAGCCGUAAAUUUUGACAUUGGACGAGGAGAGUAGAGUCUUGUCGAUCUUUGGAGCCGCACUAUGCAUACUGAGCACAUAUUUCGUGUUCCUGGUCUACUCAAGGAAAAUGCAAAUAGGCAGGUGGGUGCCAUGUACUUGUACAUCCGCAACGAUGUCGCUGUGGGCGGGCAGUCUAAGUCUUUAUUUGCAACGGUUUUUAUUUAUUUUUGCAUACAUGCAGGCACAGGCAGGCACACAUUUAGGUUCACUGUCGUUACAUGAUUUUAGAAAGCAACAGCUCAACUACAUUUCUUCGCUUUUGACCUUCUGAGAAAGUCGAGAUGUUGACGUGUUGAGCUAGACAUGAUGUAUGAUCCCAAAUUAAAAACUUGAACUCGACAGCAUAAAGCUCACCAUAAAAGAACAAUUAAAACCGAAACUGCGCUGAUUUCAGCAUGCAUAAAGUUUGCAUCAGCGUGGCAUAUUAUAUGUGAUUUUUGCACUUGCGGCAUGGCGCUAGUUCGGCAACGAGGUUUUUUAGAAAUUUGCCCCAGUACUCUUUUCACAGUCAAUUUAGCCCUUUUUAUUUUCUUGCGUCAUGAUCUUUUUUCGCUUUAGCUUAUACAUGUACUUCCUAGCAAUGUGAUAGGUAGCGUGCUUAAGCUAUAGUCUCUAUUAUUCCCAAUCCCACUUAGCAGGUGGGCGACUAAAUCGACCGAUUCGUCUGGAGCUGGAACGCAAGAACAUGUCAACGACUGCAAUCAACACAUUUCUACAUUAGCUGUAUAAUACCAAAUUUGUCCUGUACAUGAGUACAUGCGUUUGGAGGCUGCAAAGCAGCCCGGAGAAG